Molecule: messenger RNA, 1612 nt
Organism: Oryzias melastigma (Indian medaka)
Lineage: Eukaryota; Metazoa; Chordata; Actinopteri; Beloniformes; Adrianichthyidae
Product: cytochrome P450 2A10
Biological process (GO): xenobiotic metabolic process
Cellular component (GO): intracellular membrane-bounded organelle; cytoplasm
Molecular function (GO): heme binding; oxidoreductase activity, acting on paired donors, with incorporation or reduction of molecular oxygen, reduced flavin or flavoprotein as one donor, and incorporation of one atom of oxygen; iron ion binding
Source: RefSeq, a predicted model, not a curated record
AUGGAGCGUCUUCCAGGCCAUCAGCACACCGUCUUCGGCUACAUUGAGGACAUUAGAAAGUUUGCCAAAAAGAAGAUCCAGGAGCAUGAAGACACGCUGGACCCAAGUUCCCCGAGGGACUUCAUCGACUGCUUCCUCCUCCGCAGGGAUCAGGAGAAGAACAACCCCACAUCUGAGUUCCACUAUGAGAACCUGGUUGCUACAGUUCUGAAUCUGUUCCUGGCAGGAACAGAAACCACCAGCUCCACCAUCAGAUACGCUCUGAGUGUUCUGAUCAAACACCCCAAAAUACAGGGGAAAAUGCAGGAGGAGAUCGACACUGUGAUCGGAAGAGAACGAUGUCCCUCCAUGGAGGACAGGAAGUCCCUCCCCUUCACAGACGCCGUCCUCCACGAGGUGCAGCGUUUCAUGGACCUCGCCCCCUUCAGCCUCCCUCACUAUUCUCUGAAGGACAUUUCAUUUAGAGGUUACACCAUCCCCAAGGACACAAUGAUUUUUCCCAUGCUGCACUCUGUGCUCAAAGAAGAUAAGCUUUGGUCAACUCCUCGGUCCUUCAACCCCCAACACUUUCUGGACCAUAAUGGAAACUUCAAGAAGAACCCUGCGUUUGUGCCGUUUUCUGCAGGGAAACGAGCCUGUGUUGGAGAGUCUCUGGCUCGGAUGGAGAUCUUCCUCUUCAUCGUGUCUCUCCUGCAGAACUUCACCUUUUCUUCUCCCAACGGUCCCGACAGCAUCAACCUGGUUCCAGAAUACAGUAGCUUUGCCAACGUGCCUCGCAGGUAUGAGCUCAUCGCCACUCCACGCUGAAGGAAGAGGUCCACCAGGAGCUUCAAGAGUUUGAUUACUCACAAAAUCAAUAAGAAGUCUUCAAGUUGAUCUUUCUGACUCUGAGGCCCAACCCAAAUUGCUUCCUACCCCUCUGGCUCCUCUCUAUUGCCCCAAUUGUAGGGGCAUUUGAAGCUGUAGUCGUGUCUGAAAGUGUUUUUUAAGGAGGAGUUUUACGGAAGAAGUAUUGAGUUUUUGUUUUGGCAUGACUUUUUAAAGUUAUAAAACCGGCUUUAAUAUGAUUUUCUGAGAGCUCCGCGCUAACGGAGAUACUACCAUUUGAUGACAUCAUCAAGUCUUAGUAAUGUCUGAGUUUGAUGACACUAUUUUUUUCAUAUCUCUCCACUUGGAGUAUAAAUAUAGGGUUAGGGAGAAGUGGUAGGGGUAGGGAGGCAACUCAGAUUCUGCCUAAGUUUUAUUCAUUUGAUAGACACAAGUUACUUAUUUUGACAUAUUUGAAUGCUAUAUCCAUGGGAAAAACAGGUUAUUAUUUGUUAUUAUUCUUCAUAACCACAUUUGUAGAACAGGCAAAACAAACCUACAUAGAAACCUCUAAAUCAUUUGUGCAAUAAGAUCCUUUUUGUGUGUGAAUGAGUCAUGCUUCAUUUGUUAAUAUAAAACAGAAAACCAAAUCAGCAAAAGUAAACAUCUGAAUGUCCAUCUCAAAACCUCAAAGUCUGGCACAGGAAAUAUUUUAAGCAACUUUUUUGAUGUUUGAUUUAAUGUUGUUGUUUAUAUUGCAUAGUAAAUUGCUUUCUAAUGUUCAGAACCAUUUAAGAAUUCUGUU